AUGAUCAGUUCCAUAUUUGGUCUGCUUGUAGCGGUGAUUCUGGUUUGCAGUUCGGUGGUAGAUGCCAAAGUCCACACUUUCAACUUCACUACAGGAUGGGUUGAUGCGAACCCUGAUGGAGUCCAUCCUAAGAAAAUGAUUGGUUUUAAUGGCCAGUGGCCUGUUCCUGACAUUCACGUCAAUAAGGGGGAUCGUGUGCAGAUUUACUUGACUAACGGGUUCGAAGAUGAUACGGUUACUUCACUUCACUUCCAUGGGAUGUUCCUAAGGCUCAGUGAUGGAAAUAAGAUUCAGAUGGAUGGGCCUUCGAUGGUUACACAGUGUCCAAUAUCGCCAGGUCAGACGUUUCUCUACAACUUUACAGUCGCUGAUCAGGUGGGGACUUAUUGGUAUCAUGCACAUUCUGGUGCGCAAUUCGGUGAUGGGAUGAGAGGUGCAUUUAUUAUUCAUGACGAGGAUGAACCAUUUCACUACGAUGAGGAUAUGACAAUUCAACUUUCCGAUCUUUAUUGGAAACCUUAUUACGAUGUCCAGGACGAGUUUCUCUCAAGGUUUAAUCCAACCGGUGCAGAACCCAUUCCCCAAAACUUGCUUUUCAACAAUACUUUGAAUGCUACGUUGAACUUUGAACCUGAAAAGACUUAUCUACUUCGUUUCAUCAAUUCGGGUUUAUUUGUGUCCCAGUAUGUUUCACUGGAGGAUCAUGAAAUGACAAUUGUGGAGGUAGACGGGGUUUAUGUGAAACCAAACACUACAGACCUCUUGUAUAUUGCCACCGGUCAAAGGAUGAGUGUGUUGGUUAAGGCUAAGAAGGCUGAUCCAGGCAAGAAUUUCGCCAUUAUGCAAAUUAUGGACGAGCUGAUGUUAGAUGUUGUGCCAAAAGACUUGGUUCGCAACAGAACUCACCAAAUCUCAUACAAUGAAAAUCAUGAGAAACCAGAGCCAUUCUAUAUCGACGAUUUCGAUAAAGCGACCGAAGAGUUUUACUUGAGGCCGCUAGACGAUAUCGAACUGCUCGAUCACUACGACACUCAAAUAACGUUCAACUUAAGCUUGGAUAAUCUUGGAGACGGUGUUAACUAUGCUAUGUUUAAUGGCGUGUCAUAUGUUCAUCCCAAGGUCCCAACUUUGACCACCGUUUUAACUUCUGGUAAGCUGGCUACAGAUGCUCGUAUCUAUGGUGAUAACGUCAAUGCAUAUGUUUUACAAAAGGACGAAAUCAUCGAAAUUGUGGUAAACAACUAUGAUUCGGGGAAGCACCCAUUCCACUUGCAUGGACAUAACUUCCAACUUAUUCAAAAGUCACCAGAGUAUAGGCCAGAGGCUGAUUAUCCUGAAGAGGACCAAGACGACAUCACUGUUCCAUAUAACGAGUCCGCUCCUUUGACACCCUUCCCUGAUUAUCCUGUCCUAAGAGACACUGUGGUCCUCGCGCCCAGUGGACACAUUGUAAUACGGUUCAAGGCAGAUAAUCCGGGUGUAUGGUUCUUCCAUUGCCACCUUGACUGGCAUUUAACACAAGGUUUAGGAGCGGUUUUCAUCGAAGAUCCGCUAGCUGUCCAGGAGGCGGAGACUCUAAGUAAAACUUACAAAGAUGUUUGUUCUGCGGCAAAUAUUCCCAACCAAGGGAAUGCAGCUGGUCACUCUGACGACUGGUUUAACCUAGACGGCUUACCAAGACAACCAAAACCGCUCCCUUCAGGAUUUAAGGCCAAAGGAUACAUCGCUUUCAUCAUAUCGACGCUGAUGGCGCUGUAUGGAAUUUACGCCAUUUCUGAUUACGGCCUUUCCGAAACGAUUCCAGACGAUCAGGCCGUCUACGAUACCCUCAAAAAUGUUCUGGAUUCCAAUGGAGUUGCAUACUAG
Molecule: messenger RNA, 1866 nt
Organism: Torulaspora delbrueckii
Lineage: Eukaryota; Fungi; Ascomycota; Saccharomycetes; Saccharomycetales; Saccharomycetaceae
Gene: FET5
Product: ferroxidase FET5
Exons: 1
Coding region: 1-1866 (621 amino acids)
Biological process (GO): cellular response to iron ion starvation; reductive iron assimilation
Cellular component (GO): fungal-type vacuole membrane
Molecular function (GO): copper ion binding; ferroxidase activity
Source: RefSeq, a predicted model, not a curated record